This is a messenger RNA of Pristis pectinata (smalltooth sawfish), 2314 nucleotides long. RefSeq names its product serine/arginine-rich splicing factor 10-like. Lineage: Eukaryota; Metazoa; Chordata; Chondrichthyes; Rhinopristiformes; Pristidae. The transcript has 6 exons. Gene Ontology annotation, molecular function: RNA binding. The record is from RefSeq and is a predicted model, not a curated record. The coding region runs from base 16 to 804 and encodes 262 amino acids.
GGUGCCGCCGCCGCCAUGUCUCGGUACGCCCGCCCGCCCAACAGCUCGCUCUUCGUCAGGAACGUGGGCGACUGCACCAGCACGUGCACAAUGGGCGAUUCGUAUUACAAAUCAACUAUAUCAUUUUUAUGGUACUUUAGGCCUGAGGAUUUACGUCGUGAAUUUGGUCGCUAUGGCCCAAUAGUAGAUGUUUACGUUCCCCUUGACUUCUACACUCGCCGUCCAAGAGGAUUUGCAUAUAUACAGUUUGAAGAUGUUCGUGAUGCAGAAGAUGCACUCCACAACCUGGACCGAAAGUGGGUGUGUGGCCGUCAAAUCGAGAUCCAGUUUGCCCAAGGUGAUCGAAAAACACCUGGUCAGAUGAAGUCAAAGGAACGAAGGUCCUCACGAAGUUCGCCUCGAUACGACCGUUAUGAUGACUAUGAUCGGAGGAGGAGAUCCAGAAGUCGCAGUUAUGACCGGAGGAGAUCACGAAGUCGUUCAUAUGAGCGAAGUCACAGGAGAUCUGACAGCCCUAAAAAUUCACGGAGCAGAUCAAGUGGAAAGCGUAGACGCAGCCGUAGUAACUCCUUCAAUGACAGGCAUAGACGUCGCCACCGUUCUUACACUAGAUCAAGAUCCAGGUCGAGGUCCAGGUCCAGAUCAAGAUCUAGGUCCAAAUCGGUAUCAAGGUCAAAAUCGGCAUCCAGAAAGGAUUCUAAGACACGGUCACAAUCAAGGUCAUGCACCCAUUCAAGAUCUGGGUCUAGGUCUAAAUCCAGGUCACUGAGUGGCCACAAGUCUGACAGUCACCAUGAAGACUGAAGCAGCGGAAAGUCAUCAAUUUACAGCUUCCAUUGUGAUUUUUUUUUCUUUUGUUUUUUGGGGUCUUGUAGAUGUUAAAAGAAGGUGGGUACUGUUUUAUGACUACAAGAAAACUUAGUGUGCGAGACUAAUUUGUUGAUGGUGCUUGAAAGAUUUCAGCCAUGAUUUUAAACCGAAAGGUGCAGUAACUAUGACUAGUUAAUGACAGUCCCGUUGACAUUGACAUAUUAUUCAUUAGUUCAUUGAAACUCAAUUUUCACAUUUGCUUUUAGGCAAAUUUAGAGCAUUUGAACUGCAGCUAUGCUAUGUUAUUGUUAAUUUUUAUAAAGCAGUGCCCUCUAUACUGUGCAAAGAAAAAAAAACUAAAUUGUUUUCCCAGUUAAUAUUCUGAUGGAUUAAUAAAGCUGCUGGUACAAAUCAAACUGUGUGAAUUCAAAAUUUUGUAAAGGCUACUGUUAACAAGUGCUGUAUUCAUUAACAUACAUAAUGUGAGUUUUUAAUUACAAUUCCAAUUUGUUGCCUGAAACUCAAUUUCAGGCAUCACUUUGCAGAAAUUCCCCUUUUAUUUGUUUAACUGAGUACAAUCUGGCAAUUUGCUGCCCACAAUUUUGUUCUGUUUGUGUGCAUUGAUCCAAUGCAGUAGUCUGGCAUGCUACCUGUAAUAUUGAUUUGUGUAUUUUGCAUGAGUAAUUCUUCUCAUUCUUGGCUGUAAAGAUAAUUUGCUAACAACAUUAGAGAAACUGCAUUUAAAUGUAAGAAAUGCAGCAACUGGGGAAUUUGGGAGUUUCUUUGAACAGCUGAGAAGUGUCGUGAUCAAACUUAUUUUCUUUCAUGUAGAAGCUUGUAUAAAAAAAAGGGAUUUUUAUACCAAGUCUUUUUAAUAAAAGCUGUUUGUAAAAGUUCAUCUCAAGUAUAAAUGUUUUCAGUUAAGCUUUAAAAUGCCAAGUUGUGUAGGUUUUUUGCAUGCCUAGAAGAUGUGACAUGUUAAAUCAAGUAUUGAUCAUUCUAGUCUGUUGCUUUGAACAAGUAACAUUAGUAUAAUCUUAAGAAUAUGGGGGCCCUAAAGUCAUAUUUAGCCAUUUACUUUGGGAGGAACAAAACUGGAUGAAGUUUCAUGUAAGUGACCUGAUCAACUGAACUGAUUUACAGAUCAAAUCAGGGUUAUGUGACUAUAACUAAGCAAAGCUGGUCAUCCUUUCAAUUUGUGCCAGGACAUAUUCAGAUUGUCUUGCCUUUUAAGGCUUGGUUUGUUUCUUUGCUAACCUUAAUUGAUCAGAUUCUUGAACUUUGAGCUUGUGAAGACCACAAAUACAGGGUAAGCUUUUCAUUACUUUCUAGAAUUUGGUUUAAGAUAUGCAGUACAAAUAAACCCUUGCAAACUUAGCACAGGUUUAGAAUUAAAGCUGACUACAUUUUAAGUUUUUGAGACAGAUGUGGAUGUUGUACUCAUCCCUUUUUUGUUCAUAGCUGACUGUAACUUCAUUUGUAAAUAAAUCUGCUGUAUAAUGAA